AUUACCUGCAACCACUGGCCCCGCAACCUCUCUUCAACCCGCCACUCUGAGCUAAGUAAUUGUCUACGAUGACUGCCAUCCAGGCCAUCCGCAUAACCGGCCACGAAGAGCGCUCCGAGCCCAAACCGCACGUCGUCUACCGCAUCGAAAUACAGGCGCCCGUGCGGUCAUGGCAAAUGUGGCGGCGCUACUCCGAGUUCGAGGACCUGCACACCGAGCUCACCAAGUCGACCGGGGCGCCCCCGCCCGCCGAGCUCCCGCCCAAACACCGCUUCUCCCUGCUGCGCUCGCGCAACAACGCCGCGCUGACGGAGGAGCGCCGCGCGGGGCUCGAGGCGUACCUGCGCGCGAUCGUCGGCGCGAAGGACGAGCGCUGGCGCGAGUGCUACGCGUUCAAGCAGUUCCUCGGCGUGCCCGCGGGCAAGCAGGCGGGGGUGGAGGGCCCCGCGCAGUACACGAGCGCGAGCUGGCUCGACGAGCACAUGGAGCUGCAGGCGCGGCUGCGCGACGUGCGCGCGGACAUCAACAAGCGCGACGCGCUCGCGGACCGCGGGGACCCGUCGGGCGCGCACAAGGCGAACGUGGAGGCGAAGAAGAAGCUCGCGGGGAUCAUCACGCGGACUAGCGCGCUGGGGAAGGGGCUGGAGGAGCUCGGGAUGCGCGGGAUGAGCGAGGGCGAGCUGCAGCGGCGCACGGACAUGGUCGCGCGGCUGCAGGACGACUGCGAGAAGCUCUCGAAGAUGGUCACGGUUGCGCGGAUGACUUCCCGAGGUCUGGGGGCGACGGCUGCCCAGCGUAAUCCUGCGUCUGACGCCGACCGCGCGGCGUUGCUGGGAGGCGGCGGCGCAUCCUCUGCGACCUCAAGUCCGGCAGGCGGGUUCACUCGCAAUCAACCGGUGACGAGAGUGUUUGGCGCUAAGCCGGUCGAGACGGAGGAGACACGACCGCUGGACGAUCAUGGCGUGUUCCAGUUGCAGCAGAGCAAGAUGGAGGACCAAGACGUGCAGGUCUCGCAGAUGACGACGGUAUUAUCGCGGUUGAAGCACCUCGGACUGGCCAUCAACCAGGAGAUACGCGAACAGAACGAGCUCCUCGACGACCUCACGAACGAGGUGGACAUGACAGGUUCCAAACUAACCGCUGCGAAGAAGCAGAUGAACAGGCUUGGAUAG
Molecule: messenger RNA, 1172 nt
Organism: Gloeophyllum trabeum ATCC 11539
Lineage: Eukaryota; Fungi; Basidiomycota; Agaricomycetes; Gloeophyllales; Gloeophyllaceae
Product: syntaxin
Exons: 1
Coding region: 69-1172 (367 amino acids)
Cellular component (GO): intracellular membrane-bounded organelle
Molecular function (GO): phosphatidylinositol binding
Source: RefSeq, a predicted model, not a curated record